Messenger RNA from Heteronotia binoei (common prickly gecko), 4240 nucleotides. RefSeq names its product leucine rich repeat containing 9 (gene LRRC9). Lineage: Eukaryota; Metazoa; Chordata; Lepidosauria; Squamata; Gekkonidae. The coding region runs from base 41 to 4240 and encodes 1399 amino acids. The record is from RefSeq and is a predicted model, not a curated record. The transcript is spliced from 29 exons. Gene Ontology annotation, molecular function: protein binding.
AGGUCUUCUGCUAUGAGUGGUAGGCUGAAAUGCUGAGAAAAUGACCCAGGGUGAUAUCCAAAACCAGGUUGCUUCAGAGGAAAUAAUUAAAGAGCUGUGCACCUGUAACGGGCUGUGCUAUGAGCGACUUGAGCAUGAAGGAGCUGAAACCAGAAGCCUGGAGAUGUUUUUCUCAGGCUACCCCAGAAUCGUAGGCCUGUCGUUUUUCCCCAACUUGACGAGGCUGACUCUUGUGAGGCAAAACAUCCAGAAGAUUUCCGACCUGGAGAACUGCCUGCUACUGAGAGAGCUUUGGCUGGCGGAGUGUUGCUUGACCAAAAUCGAAGGUCUGAAGCAAUGCAUUCAUUUGCAAAAGCUUUACCUCUACUACAACAGGAUAUCGACCAUUGAAAACCUGGAAAAUCUGACCGAAUUGGAGGUCAUUUGGCUGAACGGGAACCAGAUUAAAGAAAUUAAGGGGCUCUCCACUUUGCAGAGGUUGAAGGAGCUCAACCUCGCCGGGAACUCCAUUAGUAAAAUUGGCCAUUGCUUGGAUCCCAAUGAAGAAAUAGAAAAACUAAACCUGUCUGGGAACAGGAUCUGUUCCUUCAAGGAAAUCACCAAUUUGGCAAGACUAUGCAACUUAAAAGACCUGUGUCUGAACGACCCCCAGUACGAGCCCAAUCCGGUGUGCCACCUCUGCAAUUAUGCGACGCACGUCCUGUAUCACAUCCCUCAGCUUCAAAGGCUCGACACUUACGAUGUCUCUUCGAAGCAGAUCAAGGAGUUGGCAGAGACCACCGUGAUGAAGAAGGUGAUGUACUACAACAUGCGUGUUAAGAGUGCCCAACGGCAGCUGGAGGAAGAGCUGGAGAAGCUCAGAGAAAGGAAAUGCAAGCUGCAGAAGCUGCCCGAGGAGCGGAUUAAGCAUUUCCACUGCCACAUCAAGCACCUGGAGCGCGAUCUGGAGGAUCUUCAGGCGUCCGAGAAAGUACAGGCCAGCGCCCCCUGGCACCUCGACGGGGAAAAUUCAAACAGGGACGAUGAAAACACCAAUGAGGCCUGUGAGGAAAUCAGCCAGGAGAGGCAGUUCCUGCUCAAAUUGGAGUGCCUCAAGAAAAGGAUCGCCUUCUGGAACAAAAAGCUCGAGGAAAUCGAAGCAAUUUAUCAACAGGAAGUCAAGAAGAAGAAGAAAGCCAGCAAUCUGGCUGUGCAGUUUCUGCUGACGGAAUUGGAAACGGUGGGAAACACACGCUUCGAAGAAGGUUCGCCAAGCGAUCCCUGGUUUAAUUCCUGCUAUGAAUUAAUCCUCUCCCGGUUUUGCGCCUGGGACUUCAAAGCGUACGGCAUUACGGGCGUGAAAGUGAACCGUGUCGUCAGGGUGCACAACCGGGUUUUGAGGAUGAAGUUUGAGGAGAAGUUCCAAAACUUCUUAGAGGAAGAAGAUUUAAGCGAUUCCACAAUGCAUAGGAAGAUGUUAGAAUAUCUCUUCUAUGUAUCGAACCUGGAAGUACCCUUGAAGAAGAGACAAUUGAUCCAGAUCCUGGAAGAAGGCUUUGCGGAAGCCCACAAGGUGGCUGGCAGUGAAGAAGCCGUUUCCCUCUCCAACAGCCUAAGUAUCUGCGAGUGCCCCAGAAUUGAACACUUCCAGAAACAAACCAAAAUCAAAGGGGACUUCGAGGAACCGCUCAGACCAGGGAAGCUCAUCAUUUCGAAAGUUUUCCUCGGGAACAGCGUGCAGGCUUGCGAGACAGAGGCCAUCGUCCAAGCCAACUUCCCUGGGGUCAAUUCUGUGUACCGGCCUCGUGGCCUCCCUGCGCAUGCCACCUCCGCAGCUGGCUAUGGGACCGCGGCUUCACUGGAGAAACCAAAGGCGCCAGAAGUCUGUUCUUCUGCGGAAUUCAAGAACUGUGACUGCAGCCUCCGGCAAUGCGAGUGGUUUGUGUUCGAUCAUGACUUGGUUUUGCCAGAAUACGUCGUUGAGUUCGAGUUCGUCACGUUGGUCAAAGUGGAGACUCUGUUCUCUUCGCUCAGCAACGUGGUUUCGGAGGAAGGAAAGAGGAAUUCGGCGGGCUUCAUUUUGUCUCAGGACCUGCAGUCCGAUGACCGGGUUUUGAACAUGGAGCCUGUUGUGAAGCCGAAGCCCAAAAUAAUUUGCCUGGAUGAGAAGACCAUCUUGGGGGUGGCCAAAGCCAACGUCUACAGCCGGGUGACGGUUCUGAAUUUGCACGGAAACCGACUGAGCAAGCUACGAGACAUUUCCAGGCUCACCGCACUGCGGAAGCUGAUCGUCAGUUUUAAUGAGUUCACUUGUCUGGAUGAUGUUUAUCACAUGCCAAACCUGGAAUAUUUCGAUGCCAGCCAUAACCACGUGAUCACCCUGGAAGGCAUUAGAGGUCUAAUCAAACUGAAGCAUCUGGAUCUGAGCUGGAAUCAGCUGAAAAAGACAGGGGAAGAAAUCCACGUUUUACGGAGACACACGCCCGUCGUGCUCAGUCUGAAUAUCAGGCAUAACCCAUGGCAUAAGCCAGCUUCUGUGCGGUUAAGCGUGAUUGGCCAGCUGAAGACUCUGACCCAUCUGGAUGAGGUCUUGAUUACUGAGGAUGAGGCAGCUGCGGCCGUCAAGUUCAUAACGGACUCCAAAAUUUCUCAGGCGUCUCUGCUGGAGCAUUCGAGGACGGAUACAGAGAAGAUCCGUAUCCUCAGCGUGGUCCCGCAGGCCAGAAUCCUGAGCCAGAUGAGCAAGAAUAAGCUAGACGUAUUUCAGAACAACUGGUUUACAGCGAUAACCGCAUUAGAUCUCGACGGGCAGCAUCUCAGCAAAAUUAGCCAUUUGGAAAAACUGGAGAAUUUGCGGUGGGUGUCGUUUAGCAAUAAUAAUCUUACAAGAAUAGAAGGGCUGGAUUCUUGUCACAACUUGGAGGAGCUCACAUUGGACGGAAACUGCAUCUCGAACCUCGAGGGUAUUUCAAAACUCUCCAAACUGAUGCGAUUGAGUGCCAACAACAACCACCUCACCAGCCUAGAGAGGAACAUUUUUGACAACUUGGUGCACCUUCACUAUCUCUCGCUUGAGAACAACCGGAUCACGUCGCUGGUGGGUUUGCAAAAAUCCUAUGCGCUCAUUGAACUCUACAUAAGCAACAACUACGUGUCCUCCAACCAAGACAUCUACCAUCUCAAGGGGCUGAACAACCUGGUCAUCCUCGACAUGUAUGGAAACCUGAUCGUAUGGAAGCAAGACAAUUACCGGCUCUUUGUCAUCUUCCACAUCCCAUCGAUAAAGGCCUUAGACGGUGUCGCAGUGGAACCACUUGAGAUGGAAAAUGCGAAAGAUUUAUUUGGUGGCAAACUUACCUCCGAUAUGAUCGCUGAAAGACUGGGGCACUCUGACUUCAGCACGAUGCAAGAGUUAAACUGGACGGCCUCUAUGAUCAGAACGAUAGACCUCACGCCGCCAGCCCAGUUCAGGAACAUCUCCAGCGUGAACCUGCAGAACAACAACCUCACAAAUUUCAGCAGUUUGAUCUUCCUUCCGAACAUCAAGGUGCUGUGCCUGAACUACAAUCACAUCGAGUCAAUCCUCCCCAGGCCGAAGCUCUCAAACCACUUAACAAACAGGCAGCUGCUGCAUCAGAAAGUGACGUCCAGCGGCUACGGACAGCAAGGAGCUUCCAAGGCCAGCAGGGACGUGGGAUUCAACGAGAGCCUCCCGCCAAUAAUGGAGAGCUUGGAAGUCCUUCAUUUGGGCUACAACGGAAUUGCCAACUUGGCCCAGUUGCAGAUCAGCAGGCUCAAAAACCUGAAGUUCCUCUUUUUACAGGGCAACGAAAUCAGCCAUAUCGAAGGGCUGGAGGGGCUCCACCUUCUGCAGGAGCUGGUGCUGGAUCACAACCGGGUCAAGACGAUCGGCGAGAACUCCUUCACCAAGCAGAACUCCCUGCUGGCUCUCCACUUGGAGGAGAACCGCCUACGAGAAGUGAACCAUUUGCAGCCUCUGGCGAAGCUGCAGAAGCUUUUCCUCGGGCUUAAUAAAAUCCAGGAGCUGUCAGAACUUGAAAAACUUGACUGUCUUCCUUGUCUUAAAGAGCUGUCGAUAUACGGGAAUCCAGUGACACGCAAGAUUUGCCACCGCCCCCUACUGCUGUUCCGCCUGCCCAGCCUUCAGGUCUUGGAUGGAACAACAAUCAGCUCAGAAGAGAGGGCCAGAGCCGAAAUCACUUUAUUAGAACAGCAAGUAAAGCUCACGUAUUACGGUUAA